Lingula anatina is the source of this 2294-nucleotide messenger RNA. RefSeq names its product leucine-rich repeat-containing protein 40. NCBI's taxonomy places the organism in Eukaryota, Metazoa, Brachiopoda, Lingulata, Lingulida, Lingulidae. Gene Ontology annotation, cellular component: cytoplasm. Gene Ontology annotation, molecular function: protein binding. The record is from RefSeq and is a predicted model, not a curated record.
AACAUUUGAUCAAUACAUAAUGGUUAAAAUAGUGAGCCUAUUAGAAUGUGAUGAAUCCAAGAUCUAUUUUUAUUAUUAGAUGAUCUUGGUUUGGCGCCACCUAUCCACAUGACUUAAUAUCUGCACUAUUUUUUCGAGGAAAUCCGAGAAGCAAGGCGGGAGAUGCCUCACACGCCAUUCAUUCAAAAAACGUCAGAUAACAACUCACAGUUAGAUAAGAAGAAGGCAAAUUAAGAUGUCAGGUGCUGGCAGGCGUGGCCGUGCCCCUUUUAACCCAAAGGCCGGCUUUCAACAGCGUGAGCAAGCUGGAGCAGCGAACGUCAUGAAAACUUUGUUAAAACAAGCUAGGCAAAGCGGUCAGUUAAAUUUGUCCAACAGAGCGUUAGAAGCAGUUCCUGAGGAAGUCUGGAGAGUUAACAUUGAUGUCCCAGAGGAGGCUCAGAACAUCACACUAGACAAUACAGAGGACAGGUGGUGGGAACAAGUGGACCUCACAAAGCUUAUCUUAGCCUCCAACAGACUUACGUCCAUCUCAGAGAACAUCAAACUUUUGCCUGCCCUGAGUGUGAUUGAUGCCCAUGACAAUUUGAUUUCAUCUUUACCUGAAGCUCUUGGCCAGCUGACAGAGUUGGUGAAACUUGUUUUAAGUCAUAACCAGCUAACCAGCGUGCCAUCAUGUGUGUGCCAACUAAGAAAACUACAAAUUCUGCAUAUCAGCCACAACAAUCUUAUGGAGUUGCCUAAUGAUAUAGGGGAGCUUUAUUACUUGGAAGAUGUGGAUUUUUCAAACAACAAGUUGACUCUCCUUCCACGUACCAUUGGGAACUUGACAAAAGUGAUGAAAUUCAAUAUUGCAAACAACAAAUUAGCAAAUAUGCCUCCUGAAAUUGGCGAAAUGAAUGCUCUGAGAAUUUUGGAUGCCACCCACAAUGAGAUACAUUCAUUACCAGAUGAACUUGGCUACUUGGCCCACUUAGAACAGCUCUUUUUACGACACAAUAGAUUGACACAUCUGCCAUUGCUGGAGAGAUGCACUGCAUUGAAGGAACUCCACCUGGGUAACAAUGCCAUCCCCAGUCUGACUCCAGCGCACCUGGAAUGUCUCCAGGCUGUGUCCUUCCUAGAUGUCAGGGACAAUAAACUGACCGUCAUACCAGCAGAGAUCACAAUAUUACAAGACUUAGAGAGGCUUGACCUGUGCAAUAAUGACAUAUCUAGUCUCCCAUAUGAGAUGGGGAACAUGAACAAGCUUAAAGCCAUCAUCCUAGAUGGGAACCCUUUGAAAAGCAUAAGAAGGGACAUUGUCAUGAGGGGAACCAAUGAACUCAAGAAAUACCUGAGGAGCAGAAUAGCCACAGAAGAAGCCCCCAGCAAAGCCCCUCAGAAAGGUGUGAAAAGCCAGCAGGGAGGCAGUGGCGUGAUUGGAGGGGGUGAGGGGGUAGAUGCUCACACUGUCAGUCAACUCAAGUCUUUAGACUACAGUAACAAGCAAGCCAGUGAUGUGCCCCCUGAUGUUUGGGAGUUAGCAGCCAGCAGUGGAGUAAACUCUGUCAAUAUGAGUAAAAAUGCCUUCACAAUGUGGCCUGAAAAUUUGGUUCUUUUAGUGGAUACUCUGGAAGAUUUAAACUUGGGAUUCAACAGAAUUUCAGCUCUUAGCACAGAUGUGGGUCUUUGUCACAAACUGGUCAGUUUAGAUCUCAGAAACAAUCAACUGACCACUCUACCUCAGGAAAUGUCUUCUUUACAAAAUCUCCGGUUUAUAACUUUGGCUUGCAAUCGGCUGAAGCUAUUACCACCGGUGUUGUAUGAGCUGGUAAAAUUGGAGAGUAUCCUGGCAUGUGACAAUCAGAUCAAUUCCAUUGAUGUCCCUGGAUUGCUCAGACUGCGUGAACUGGCCACUUUGGACCUCAGUAACAAUGAUAUUAUGCAAAUCCCCCCAGAACUUGGAAACUGCACUAGCCUCAGGUCUCUGCAACUUGGAGGAAAUCCUGCCAGAAACCCACGGCCUGCCAUAUUAGCCAAAGGAACUGUUGCUUUAUUGGAAUACCUUCGUGAUAGAAUCCCCACAUAAGCCAAGCAGCUGCUCUCCAAGGUUUGAUGCCUGCCAUAAUUGUAGUUGUUUAAGACUUGUGCAUAUUUAUGAUGUUUUUUGAGGAAUGACUAGCACCAUAUUUUAAUGGCAGAUGUAUUGGAUAGGCAUAUUGUGAUUAUUUGUUAUGAAUCAGGGGCGGAUUGAGGCCGUCUUCUGGGUUUCCCAGAAGACGGUCAGAUUUUCAAGUUAACAUUGACAGGUA